AUGGAAUAAGAAAAUGCUAAACUCAAAAAGGAUAUAAGAGAAUUAUAAUAAAAAUUAAUUGAAGUUGAUAGAGAAAUAUAAAUUUAAUAAAACAAUAUUGAAUAAUAUGAUAAAGAUAAAUAAUUGAUUAUGCAGAAAAUAAGAAAAUUACUCGUUCAUAAGGAAAAUAAAUUCGAGAAGAAAAUAAAAUAAAUUAUAGAAAGACUUCCAUGCUAAAUAGAAUAAUAAAGUUUAAGAAAUUUGACAAAUUCAAUAAUACAAAAAGGAAUAGGUGUGUUGAAUGAAUUGAAUUUGGCUUACAAAAAUCCCUAUAAUGUAGAUUAUAAAAAAUGCCAAGAAAACUAAUCCUUAUUCGAAUCUUUUUUUAUAAUUGGAGUGAAGCAUAAGCAAUUUAAAGAUUUUUCGUAAUAAAAUCGCAUAUCUCUAUUGAAACCUAAGAUAUUAUAUAAAUAAUUUAAACCAAACUUGACAACAAUUGAAAGAACACUUUGGAUUGAUAGAUCAAAAUAAAUUAAAAAAUAUUUUGAAAAUAAUCUUAUUGUUGUAGAAAGAUUAUUUGAUCAUUCAGAAAUUGAGAAUUUGAUUUAAAGGUAUUUACUAAUUAACAAUUUAGGUGUCUAGAAGAAUAAAAUGUGUUAUAAGAAAAUUCUUUUAUAUUUAAUAUAAAAUCUACUGAAUUUGAUAAAGAAGCUCCUAAAAACAUAGAGUUAUUGACUACUUUGAAUAACAAUAAAUAAUUAUUAGUAUUUGUUUAGGGUGUUGAUGAUUAUAUAACUACUUUUUAAGAAGAUGGAUUUUAGUAUUGGAAAUGUAAAAAGUACUAUUGUUUUAUAACUUAUUUUCCAAUUCCUCAGAUAUUUGAUUAACUCUUAAAAUUUGUUACUAGUAUUUAACUUUUAAUAAUAAAUUAGAUUUAAUGUAAAUAUAAAGAAAAGAUGCAAUGAGAAAACAUAAAGAAUUGAUAAACGGAAGAAAAAUAAGAAGGGAAAUAACAUAAUAAGAGGAAGUUUAUUAUAAUUUCAAAAUAUUUUAAGAUAUAGAUGCUGUAAAUAUUAAUUAUGUAUUUUAUUGAAUAAUAAUUUUAGAUAGUGGAGAAAAAUCUACAAAAUUCUAUUAGUUUAUUAUUGAAAGAGAAUAUUGAUUUUGAUAAACCAAAAAUAAAUUUUAAUUUGAAAGAUUGUUUAUAGUAAGAGUUGGAAAUCUCACAAAAAUACUUGAAUUAUUCUUUACCUAUAGAAUAGAUAAACAUAAAUAAUCAAGAAGGCUUUAAAACAGCAAAAAAUUAGAUAAUAGUAAAUACUAUGAUUAAGUAUGCACAUGUUGCUUUGCAGAUUUUUCGUGUUGAAGAAUUUUUUGAUAUCUUUCAGUAGAUUUUGAGCGAAAAAUAAGUGGUUUUCUUUUGCCCAAAUAUCAAUAUCUUAACUUCUGUUUGCUACUUCUUUCAUAAAAUAAUUUAUCCGUUUAUAUGGCUUCAUCCAGUGAUAUAUUAUUCAAAUUAAGAAACUUUAGAUGUAUUGAUAUCAGAAACUCCAAUGAUUAUAGGAAUAAAUUAAAGAUUUUACAAUGACUAAAAAUAUCAAGAUCUAAUUAAAAAUAACGAAUUGAUGAUAAUAGAAAUAAAAGUUUAAAAGAAAAGAAAUUGUUAAAUUGCUGUUACAUCGUAACUAAUCUAAGAUAAUCAAAAUAAAUUUAGUCUUUGCAUCAAGACUUUUAACUUUUUUAAUGUUUCUUCUGAUAUUAGAGGAUAUAAGAAUUAAGAAUUUAUUUUUUCAUCAACUUUUACUUAAGAGCAGGCAGAAAAAUGCAAGGUAUUUUUAUAUAAAAUGAUUGAAUUGAUUGAAACUGAAUUAAUUAAAAAUGUUGUACCAGAUGCAAAUCCUCUCUUUAUAAAGAAUGGCUGGAAUUAGAGACUUAUAAAAGCAUAGAUUGCCAGUUAAUAAUUUGAUAAUAAAGAUUUUAUUAUGAACUGCGUUUUUGAGUCCUCGUAUUUUCAAACAUAUUUGUAAGAAAAAUAUAAGGCUAAUAAUUGA
Molecule: messenger RNA, 2030 nt
Organism: Paramecium primaurelia
Lineage: Eukaryota; Ciliophora; Oligohymenophorea; Peniculida; Parameciidae
Source: the annotation of a GenBank genome assembly